UCGGCUAGUUCGUCGCAGUGUUAACGUCUUCGUCGUGAGGACUCUCGUCGUCCCGGCGUCUAAAAAUGCGGUCCUUCUGCUCGUUUUUACUUCUACUGGCGGUUACGCUCGUUACUGCGGAAGUCUACUUUGAGGAGAAAUUUCUCGACGAUUCCUGGGAAAACAACUGGGUAUACUCUGAACACCCUGGAAAUGAGUUUGGAAAGUUUGUAUUGAGCCAUGGAAAGUUUUGGAAUGAUCCAGAAAACGAUAAAGGUAUCCAGACCUCUCAGGAUGCACGAUUCUACGCAUUAAGCAAGAAAUUCAAACCCUUCAGCAAUAAGGAUAAACCACUUGUUGUUCAAUUUUCUGUCAAGCAUGAGCAAUACAUCGAUUGCGGCGGUGGAUACUUAAAAGUAUUUGACUGUUCAUUGGAUCAAAAAGACAUGCACGGAGAUAGCCCGUACCAAAUCAUGUUUGGACCUGAUAUUUGUGGACCUGGAACAAAGAAAGUUCAUGUUAUCUUCAGUUAUAAGGGAAAGAAUCUUUUGAUUAAUAAAGACAUCCGUUGCAAAGAUGAUAUUUACACGCAUCUGUACACAUUAAUUGUUAAUCCUGACAACACGUACAAGGUUCUUAUUGACAAUGAAGAGAUUGAAUCUGGUGAACUGGAAACGGAUUGGGACUUCUUGCCACCGAAGAAAAUUAAAGAUCCAUCUCAGAGCAAACCCGAUGAUUGGGAUGAUAAACCCACCAUCCCCGAUCCAGAUGACCAGAAACCAGAAGACUGGGACAAACCGGAACACAUUCCUGAUCCGGAGGCAUCUAAACCCGACGAUUGGGAUGAUGAAAUGGAUGGAGAAUGGGAAGCUCCUAUGGUCGACAAUCCUGAAUAUAAGGGUGAAUGGAAACCAAAACAAAUUGAUAAUCCCAACUAUAAGGGACCCUGGGUUCACCCAGAAAUUGAUAAUCCCGAAUAUACUCCUGAUCCUGAACUAUAUAUGAGGAACGAAAUUUGUGCAGUUGGUUUCGAUCUAUGGCAAGUGAAGUCCGGAACGAUCUUUGAUAAUGUUCUCAUUACUGAUGAUCCGGAAGACGCUCGCAAAUUCGGUGAGGAAGUCUGGAAACCUACUCUUGAAGGUGAAAAGAAAAUGAAAGAGGCUCAGGAUGAGGAGGAAAGACAACAGCGAAAGAAGGAGAACGACGAUAAGAAGGGUGAUGAUGAAGAUGAAGACGCAGAUGAAGAAGAUAACAGUGUUCCAGAAACUGAGGAGCAUGACGAAUUGUAAAUAAAUGUGUCCUGUUUGACACAAACAGACUGUAUUCCAGGAGCUGUGUGGCCGCGACACGCACUACUUUUCAAAAACAAAAAAUCACAGUAAAAAUAAAGAGAAAAAACAUUGCCGUAAAAUGACCGAAAGCAUUGUACUAUUGAAUUCCGGUUGGUGGGAAAUUUUUAAACGGUGAAUCCCCAUGGUUCUGUUUUUUUCUUUAAUCGAAACAUGGCCUCGUCUUCGCAGCCUAAACUUUGUAUCCUAGUCUUCGAUUUUUCGUUCCGUGUUCCACGAAAUUUUAUCAAUAAGAAACAUCACCGAUUAAUCGAGUGUUAGACGAAUCAAAGUGCUCGUUGUACUGCCGAAGGUAUGUUGCAUUCUAAAUGCGUACUAUAUAUAUACAUACAUACAUACAUAUAUAAUAUAUAUGUAUUAUAUAAAUAGAGUCACCUUGCCCCGUGUCCCUACCAUGGCACAGCUCCACAAAAGACUCUAAGUUGUUCCGUUUUUGUUUGUCAAGUGUUUUUAUAUACAAUUAAAAAGUAAUUGAGAUGUAAUUUAAACGAUGCUAUAUUAUAUAUAAAUAUAUAUAUAUUAUAUAUUAUUUCAAUUUCCGUACAGUGUACGCGUAUUAAAAAAAAAGCUCGCUCCAAUUGAAGGAUAAAAAAAAAGAAGUAAGAGUGAUUGGAAUGUAUGCUACAACAUGACUGAAUGAGUAAACAAAUAAAUAAAUUGGUAUGAUUCAUGUAUCGAAGGUAACCAAUAACCAAUGUAAAAAAAAUAAAUAAGACUUUUCUAGACGUG
Messenger RNA from Colletes gigas, 2057 nucleotides. It is a transcript of the gene Calr, whose product is annotated as calreticulin. The record is from RefSeq and is a predicted model, not a curated record. Gene Ontology annotation, molecular function: calcium ion binding. Gene Ontology annotation, cellular component: endoplasmic reticulum; endoplasmic reticulum membrane. The transcript is spliced from 8 exons. NCBI's taxonomy places the organism in Eukaryota, Metazoa, Arthropoda, Insecta, Hymenoptera, Colletidae. Bases 66 to 1268 code for a protein of 400 amino acids. Gene Ontology annotation, biological process: protein folding.